This is a messenger RNA of Medicago truncatula (barrel medic), 1186 nucleotides long. RefSeq lists its product as uncharacterized. The record is from RefSeq and is a predicted model, not a curated record. The coding region runs from base 185 to 523 and encodes 112 amino acids. Lineage: Eukaryota; Viridiplantae; Streptophyta; Magnoliopsida; Fabales; Fabaceae. The transcript is spliced from 4 exons.
UUUCUUUCUUUCUCGUUUUUCAUUAUCGCGCUCGCAGUUUCUUCAACCGUUUUUUCAUUCUCGCGCUCGCGUUGCAGUUUCUCCUAUUUUCAUUCUCUCGCUCGCGUUGCAGUUUCUUCAAUUUUCAUUCUUUCGCUGCAGUUAGACAAGUCUCUCUCCCCAAUCACAUCUCACACAAGCAAAAAUGGUUUAUUGUAAUCCAACGUACGCCGGCUACCCAAUCGGAAGGGGAGUAAAUCCAUUGUCCGGAACUCUUUUGGCAAAUUCAAAGGAUUACGAAUUGUCACAAUACAAGCUUAUGAUUUCCUCACUGGAAAAGGAGUUGAAGGAGCCCAACAAUUUUCCUCAGCAUUUAAUUGAAAUCAAGACGAUUAUUUUGGAGGAUUGUCGUGUUCUCCUUGCUGAAUAUCGACAGAGUAAAGCUGCUGCAAAGCAGGCAGCCAAGGCAACUAAAGUUCGGAAGCAGACAGCUAAGACAAGUAAAAUUCGGAAGCAGAAGGGGAAGAAAGUGUUGGAGACUUGACAUCCAAAAUGUGAUCACUCAAUUGAUGUCCUAUUGCUUGAUAAAAGCAAGACACUAUUUUAUCUCUGAUUUUUGGGUUGUAUAAUAACAUUAGUGGUCGAAAUUUCUUAUUCUUAAUUGAUAAUCCUUAGGAUUUUGUGGAUUACCACAAAAAUCACUGAUUUGUCUUUCAUAUUGGAAACUUGAAAUAUCUACAAAUUUAAUUUUGUGAAAUUGUGAUAAUUUGGUCUUCCUUCCAAGUGAUUUGAGGCACUUGACUGCUUUAAAGAGACUGACUAUCGAGGCUUGUGCAGAGGUGAUUAGUUUUGAGGAUGAAGGAGAAGAGAAUGAAAACUCUUCCUUGAAACUUGAACGAUUUUCAAUUUGACAAAUUAACCAAUUUGGCAUUAUUACCUGGUUGGCUUAGAAGAUGUGGUAAAACUUUGACAUACAUGGGCCUUUCAAAUUGUUCGAGCUUAAUGGCAUUGCUAGAAUGGUUGGUAAAUCUAACAUCACUUGAGACACUUAUAAUUGCUGAUUUGUCCAAACUUGACAUUACCCCAACAUAUGGAUUGUCGUCAAAGCCUUUCAGAAUUUAAAAAUAUAUGGAUGUCCUUAGCUAGUUUAGUAGAGAUGCAAACAAAAUACAGGCUGUGUAAAUCCAUUAUUUUUCUUUGCUUUCUA